This is a messenger RNA of Camellia sinensis, 3536 nucleotides long. The record is from RefSeq and is a predicted model, not a curated record. NCBI's taxonomy places the organism in Eukaryota, Viridiplantae, Streptophyta, Magnoliopsida, Ericales, Theaceae.
AUGGAAUCUCAAGAUCCUUUUCCAAUUCAAACCAGAAAGCGUCAUCGUUCCUCCACCUCCUCAGCCACUGCUGCUACCUCUUCCUCUGUCCAACGCUUUAAGAACAAUGAAGCUCGAUCCUCCUUCAACAAGGACUUCAAUCGACGAAAGGUAAUUUCUGGCAGAAUCAUUGAUCUUGCAUUCUUUGAGAAACAUUCCAUCCCUAUAAAAACUUGGUUUGACAACCAAAACUGGUCCUCCUUGUUAAAACUUGACUGUGUCAUUUACCCCACACUGAUCAAGGAAUUUUUUGCUAACCUCUCUUAUGAUACCCAAUCUGCUCCUCAUACCCUCAAUUGUUUUGUCAAGGGUGUGUCCUUUACUUUAGAUCCCACUAUCAUAAAUUCAAUUUUAAAAACUUCCAAUGACGGAGAAAGGGUCACACCAACUGUUGCUACUCUUCACUUGCCUAAUUACUCUUAUCUUAUUGGUCUUCGGUUCCUCACAAAUAACCCUGAGUUACAUGAUCAAGUCACCGUCUCUGAGAAAGACCUUUCCCUCGAACUAAGACUACUCCAUCACAUUAUCACACACAACAUCAUUCCCCGUUCUGGCCGUUUCGAUGCCAUCACUUACGGACAUACAUUUCUCAUUCGGGCCCUAGCCACUGGUUACCUCAUUGAUUUUGGUUUUUUGACCAAAACCAAGAAACCUAGUCUCUCUUCUCCUGGUUUCUCUACCCCUGGUUCCUCCCUUCCCAGUUCUUCCACUCGUCACUUCUCCUCUCCUAAUCUCUCUUCUCCACCAUCUUCUUCUAAUCUCUCCUCUCUAUCUCUUAAAAUCGACCAUCUUGAUUCCUUGGUUCAGGGUCCCCUCUUUGAUGGGAUUGCUUCAAUCAACUCUAGGCUCAAUAAUCUAAACCUAGGGUCCACCUCACUCCCUGCCUCUAACAUCCCCUCCUCUUCUCACACUGUCCCUACCUCCUCAUCCUCCGCCAUGGAAGAAAAGAUCGAUGAAUUGAGCGCACUGGUUCUACAACUUAUCACUCAGCAGACUGCCAUGCAGAAAGACAUUGAUCGCAUGAAGCUAAAGCAAGAACAAGUCAUUGUCGCCUCUAAAGAAAGUGUUGAGAGUAUGAUGAAUGUUAAGAAUUCUUUUCUUAAUGGCCAUCUCACUGAGGAGGUUUACAUGCGUCCUCCUCCUGGCCUUCACCAUUCCACUGGCCAGCCACCAAAAAACUUUCGCCAAUCGUACUUCCCAAGAAAAGAUUUAAAGAAGCUUCUUGAUCUUCCAAUCCACAAGCACAAAGCUCCACUAUUACUAAACUUUAUUCUGACAUACAAAUCCACAUUGCCCGACGUCCCGAAGAAAAAGAAGAAGAGCCUCUCUCCACCUACUGCCACAACUAUAACCGCUUCUUCAUCCCGAACAGAUCAAGAGUCCACAUCUGACCCAACCAAUCAACCAUCCACUUCGGCCCCAUACUUGAUCCCAAUACCAGAAAGAAAACGUCAGCGACGCCUUGUCAAAACUGCCGAAAUGGGUCGUGCAAAGCCAAUUGCCCAAAAUCUCCUUGCCGACCUCCCGACUGAUGCUGAUGCUGUACCAUCCCAACCAAUGCCCCCACCAAAGCCAAAAAGAAUCAAGAAGGCCCAGCCUAAGGCCAAAGCUGUUGAGGCUGAGGAUAGUUUGCUUAUCUCAAAACUGGCUGAGAGUAAGAAGACUUUUUCUGCUCCUGCAAAAAGGUCUGCCGAAACCCAGCCCUCCGAGUCCACCCAAUCAAAAAAACCGAGGUCUGCCUCAGCUACAACUUCGGGGUCCAAGAAACCCGAUGUCCCCUGGGCACCAAAGUUGACUUUGGAGGAUAGGCCAAUUAUGUCAACUGAUAGUGCCGACGACAUUAAUGUCGGUGUCGCCCUCAAUACUGCUCUUCUUCUUCCAAGCGAUCUGGAGCGAAAUGCUGGGUACAGCGUGUAUGAAAACUACGCGCUAAUGCUCCAGCACUCCGUUCAAGCCAUCCAGCACGCCCAUUCGUUUUCGAUGCAAUCUUUUGAAAAUCGGCAAAAAGUGGUCGACUUGAAGAGGGAGGUUUCUGCCCUCAAAAAGGAUAGUAAAUCUCUUGAAUCAAAGAUGAAGAAAUUGGAAGAUCAGGCUGAGGCCGCUUCUAAGGCCCAACAGAUGGCCGAAGAAAAAGCGGAGUCUGCUGAGGCUAUUAGAAAGGUUGCCGAAGCUGAAAAGGAGUUUAAAUCAAAAAUGGUUCAGGCUGAGAAAGAGCUUCAGGAGGCUCUGGCCACAAAAAAUGCUGAAAUCAAAGAAGUCGAUGAGAAGGCCUAUGCCCAGGGUAUGGCCGACGUCACUGAGGAAUAUAAACUUCAAGUUAGGCAGGCAUGCAACAGGGGCUUCUCCCUCAGUUGGAUGGCCCUUGCCAAAAAACUCAAUGUCCCAGAUGACUCGCCGUUGCGUAAGGCUGAAGCUAUUCCUCUUCCAUUUCCUCCUCUUCCACCUCCAAGUUAGGCUGAAGAGGAAUCUGAGUCUGAGUCUGAAGCCAAAGAUGAGGAUAAGGAUGACGGUGAUGCUCUAGUAAGGAAGCCUAAGGAUGCCAAUGAGACCCAAUCUUUUCCUCAAGAUGAUCAAAUUCUAGACAUGACUCAUGAAGAGGAUGAGGAGGUUAUUAAGGAGGCAACUCCUGAACAAGCAUCUUCCGACGUUCCUCCAACCGAAAAAAGCCUUGAUGAAACUCUUGCAGAGAUUGACGCCGAGAUUGAAGCAGAAAACAUUGUCGAGGAGGUUCCACCAGAAUCUUCCGAGGUCCCAGCGCCCCUAGCUGUUAAUGUUGAAGAAUCCUAAUUUAAAUGUCUUUAUGUCCUUGCCUUUUUAUACUCUGUUUUGUUUUCUGAACAAUGUAAACUUCCUUUUAUGGCCGAUGUGCCUUUCUUUGUAUGUAACUGAAAUUGUUUUUUUUUUAUGGAUGCUUCAAUCUUUUAAUUCCUCUUUGAUUUGCUUCUGCAUGGUUGUAUGCCUUCUAUAUUUUGCCACCUUUGUGCAAUCUCCUCGGGGCUACACACCUCAGGUACAUCAAUCAUCCAACUUUACUUCGGCAAGAUACAGACCUGAAAGCUCUUGAUAAAUUCCAACAUGUGUUUAGCAUAUACUAUUCAAUAUUAACUCUGCAAAUUUCUUCUCAAGUUUCAAUAAGUAUGUAAACAGUGAUCUCGGUCUAACCUAAUUGUAAAUUGCUACAAAUUUCAACAAGUGUUAACAUAUACUGUAAACUAUUCGCAAGUUAUAACAAAUGUUAAAUAAUGGUCUAUUUGUGAAUUGCUGCAAAUUUCAACAAGUGUUUGAACAAUAUACUUAGCUUUUACUUCAAUUUGCAAAUUGCUGUAAAUUUCAACGGAUGAUCACAUGCCGGCUUAACAUUAUCUUGUAAAUUGCUACAAAUUUCAACAAGUGUUAAGCAUCUUCUUUGGUUGGAUCAACCUGUAGAUUGCUAUAAGUUGCAAACUAUAACCUCGGCUUUACUUCGACUUGUAAAUUGUUGCAAAUGUUAACAAGUG